AUGUAUCCUCGUUUUCAACCUAAACUUUCUGCUGCUAAAUCAGUUGCUAUUGGUGGAAAGUCUAUCUCACCCUGGAUUGAUGCAGCUUAUUUUACCUAUGGUGCCUCUCCUGCUUCCAGUAUGAAUGGGAUUAUUUACACUAUUAAAGGAUCUCCUAAUACCUUUUUUGAAGGCUUUUAUUCCAUUGGACUAUCAUGGAGAGGUCGUAGAGAUGGACAGAUAUACACAGUUGAUAAGGAUUUAUAUUCCUCAGCUCCUUGUGAUGAUUUUGAGGAUUUAGGAAUGGAUGGAGUAGGGUCCAGCCUGUAG
Messenger RNA from Lottia gigantea (owl limpet), 309 nucleotides. RefSeq lists its product as hypothetical. The transcript has a single exon. The coding region runs from base 1 to 309 and encodes 102 amino acids. Lineage: Eukaryota; Metazoa; Mollusca; Gastropoda; Lottiidae. The record is from RefSeq and is a predicted model, not a curated record.